ACCUUGAGGCUUGCGUCGCUGCUGGUAGUGUCUGGGCGUCUCUACGCCGACUAUAUUUAGGCUGCUUGUUGUGGCGCUGGUCAGCUGGGACCCUGCAGGAGGACACGCCUCUGGACUGAAUGGAGUGCACCUUGCGUAAAGUCCAGUUUGCAGCGGAUCUAAACUUCUUUUUCGCCUCUUUUUAGGUUUCGAUUGGUGUCGGUAUCGUUUAUUGGGGACUAUAAACUCAGCGAUGACUCGAGAAGAGGACCUGAUCCACAUCGCUAAAAAGCUAGACAAGAUGGUGUCUAGAAAUAACACGGAGGGUGCCAUUGAUCUGCUGAAAGAGCUGAAAGGCUUCAACAUGACACUCAAACUUCUCCAGGAAACAAGAAUUGGCAUGUCUGUGAACAGCAUCAGGAAGCACUGCAGAGAUGAAGAAGUUGUCUCUUUGGCAAAGCUCCUCAUUAAAGAAUGGAAGAGACUUCUGGACUCUGGGAAUACUCACUCUGAGAAAGAUGCUGAAAUGAAGAACGGUUUGGACUCCAAGAAACCUGCAGCAACAGCUACAAACAGCUCCUCUUCAGAGCCACAGAGCAGUCACAGGAGGCCAGAGGCCGAAUUGAAACACGAAUCAGGUUCUGACAAAAACAGGGAUGUAAAACAGAACGAUAACCACAUAAACAAAAAGAGGCACGUAGAUGAUCUCAGGAUGGAUGGAAAACACCCUGGAGAGCACCAAAGUGAGAAACACCUUCAAGAAAUCAGAGGAGAGAAACAAAUACCUGCAGAGAAUCCCAAAGUGGAAAUGGAGAAUAAGAAAGAGAGGCACGUAAAACAUUUGCAGAGUGGAAAACACAAGUCAGACCCAAUCAAAGAAAGAUCAUUGGAAGAUCUGAAAAAGAUAAGGCAUGCUGAACGACUGAAAAAAGAGAAACCUCUUGAAGAGCCGAAAAAACAUGCAGACAAGUUAAAGAUGGAUAAAAACAGAGAGGAAAGCAGACAAGAGUGGCCUGUAAGCACACCUCAGAGAGAGAAGCCCGCUGAAGCUCAUAAACGUCUUGAAAGGAGAAGAGUGCUGGACGGCACCGUUCUGUACCCCACCCGCUUCCCCUCUCCUCCUCGACGUGGUCGGCCUCUCUUACCCAUCAAACGUCCGUCUCUGGAUUCGGAAAAAGACAGGAAGGACAGUAAAGAGUCUUCCUCUCGACACCCUCACUCUCACGGACCUCAACCGGCCUCUCCGCCACCAAAACGACCUGCAAUAGAAGUCAAGAAAGACAGGAAAGUAUCAUUGGACCCAAACGCUCCCAUAGCUCCUCUUCCUUUCCACCUCCAUCCUCCUCCACCAAGAAAACAGCCUCCUGACCCCAACGCUCCCCUUCCUCCACUCCCACUCCAUCUUCACCCCCCUGCUCCUCCUCCAAAGCCCCCCUCUGUGGAUGGGAGCAAGGACAGCAGGAAGUCGUUCACAGACUCAAAGCUUCCACAGAAAAAGUCUGCAGAUUGUGCAAAGAAAGACAGGUCUGCAUUCUGUCAAGUUACUCUACCUGUCGUGUAUAUGUGGAAAGAUUCAGAUGAUGGCAAAGCAUCUAAGAAACUCUCAGAUGACACCAAACAAGAAAGGAGAGAUUCAUCUGACUCUAAAUCACCUCCUCCCAAAAAGCCCUCCGUCGAAGUCAAAAAAGAAAAACACAGGAAGGAUUCCAGUGAUAUGAAGCCGUGCCUACAUGCAAAAGGCAAUUCCACUGACUCCAAAGCUGUCAGGAGGGAGUCUUUGGGUUCGAAGCCUCUUGGACAACCACAGAGGAAACCGUCUACUGACAACAUUGAAAGGAAGAGUAAAACCGAAGCACCCAGAACUCCCACCACCCCGACCAGUCCGAUGUCACCCAGCUUCAGCACUCCUGGGGGUCCUCUGCCCCCUUACCUGGCUACUGGAAACUCCAUCAGAGAUAAGUGCAUUGAGAUGCUGGCAGCUGCCCUCCACACAGACAAUGACUACAAGGAUUUCGGAGCAAACUGUGACAGCAUGGCCGCAGAGAUUGAAGAUCAUAUCUACCAGGAGAUCAGGGCCACGGAUAUGAAGUACAAGAACAGAGUCCGGAGUCGCAUCAGCAACCUGAAGGACCCCAAGAACCCAGGGCUUCGCAGAAAUGUCCUCGCAGGCAGCAUCGAGUUGAGCCGUAUGGCCAGCAUGUCCGCUGAGGAAAUGGCCAGUGACGAACUGAAACAGCUGAGGAACGUCCUCACCCAGGAGGCCAUCAGAGAGCACCAGAUGGCCAAAACCGGUGGGACCACCACAGACCUGCUGCAGUGUGGCAAGUGCAAGAAGAAGAACUGCACUUACAACCAGGUGCAGACUCGCAGCGCUGAUGAGCCCAUGACCACAUUUGUCCUCUGCAACGAGUGUGGUAACCGCUGGAAGUUCUGCUGAUGACUUCAAGGUGAAGCUAUGUUUUUCAGAAAGUCCUGUACUGCUUCUUCUCCAUAACUGGAAGACAAUGAUUUCAACAAAAAGGGUGUUCUACAGUUUUUACUUGAAAUGUUUUUAGAUUUAUGAGCAUAGAUAAAACAACAAAGUUGGAUUAAUGGGGAUUGGAUGAAAAAACAAACCAAAAGAGCUGUUAAUUAAUAAUUAGGACCUUGGACCUGCUUUAUUCCCUUUAAUAUGCCCUGUCAUAUUAUAGCCGUUUAUUUUGUAUAUAUAUCUUCCAAUAAAACCAGAUAAAUCAGUU
Girardinichthys multiradiatus is the source of this 2717-nucleotide messenger RNA. RefSeq names its product transcription elongation factor A (SII), 3 (gene tcea3). Gene Ontology annotation, cellular component: nucleus. Gene Ontology annotation, biological process: transcription elongation by RNA polymerase II; DNA-templated transcription. The record is from RefSeq and is a predicted model, not a curated record. Bases 233 to 2416 code for a protein of 727 amino acids. Gene Ontology annotation, molecular function: zinc ion binding; nucleic acid binding. The transcript has 20 exons. Lineage: Eukaryota; Metazoa; Chordata; Actinopteri; Cyprinodontiformes; Goodeidae.